AUGGACUUAAUAGACCUUAGGAAUGAAUACUUUGUUGUCAGGCUAUAUAAUGAAGAUGACUAUUGGCAUGUCAUGGAGGGAGGGUCAUGGCUCCUUUUCGACCACUACCUCACUAUCCGACAAUGGACACCAGAUUUUCAUCCUUUUGGAGCGGCCAUCAAUAGGAUCCCAGCAUGGGUACACCUCCCAGAUAUCCCUAUUGAAUACUAUGAUAAGCGGUUCUUGGGUACGGUUGGGGAUCAGAUUGGAAAAACAUUGAAAGUUGACAUGAACACUGCUAGUCAGACCAAAGGCAAAUUCGCCCGUCUUUGUGUAGAGCUGGACUUGGAUAAGCCUUUUCAUUCUAAAUAUCUAGUGAAUGAGAGAAACUAUCAUAUAGAAUAUGAAGGGUUGCAUAUGCUCGGCUUUACAUGUGGAAAGUUUGGUCAUACUGAAGGAUGUAUAGAGAAGGCACAAAGUGCAACAUUCAAAUGUACAAGUGGAGACCAAGAUACGGGAAAUAAGGCAAACUCGCAGGAGGAGAGACAGAAUGGUACUGGAGACAGGAGGAUAAGGAGGGCAAACAACAAGGGUAAAAUAGUAAUUCAAGGGACUCUAAUGUUUGGGCCAUGGAUGGUGGUUAAAAAGCAGAAAAAUGACAAAGAGAUAAACUAA
Arachis ipaensis is the source of this 654-nucleotide messenger RNA. Lineage: Eukaryota; Viridiplantae; Streptophyta; Magnoliopsida; Fabales; Fabaceae. The record is from RefSeq and is a predicted model, not a curated record.